Molecule: messenger RNA, 2195 nt
Organism: Pyricularia oryzae 70-15
Lineage: Eukaryota; Fungi; Ascomycota; Sordariomycetes; Magnaporthales; Pyriculariaceae
Product: AAA family ATPase
Exons: 2
Coding region: 139-1866 (575 amino acids)
Biological process (GO): regulation of DNA repair; DNA repair; DNA-templated DNA replication
Cellular component (GO): nucleus
Molecular function (GO): ATP hydrolysis activity; ATP binding; single-stranded DNA helicase activity
Source: RefSeq, a predicted model, not a curated record
ACACAAAGCAACAUAGCCUCGCAUACAACCACUACACUCAAGCAUACAUGCAUUGUUUCCUAGUCCCCUGACCGAUGCGUCUUCCAUUAGCCGUAAACUAGAUCGCCUCAGCAGCCUAACACCGAAACCGUCUCUAGCAUGGUCGAAUGCCCCAUCUGCAACCGAAACGUGCGUGCCACCGCCAUCAACAGCCACCUCGAUUCCGGCUGCGAGACGGGCCUGGUCGAAAAUGAGGGCAAUAGCAGAAAUUCCCCUCCGCCGGUGACCGAUGGUGCAAACGGCGGCUCUGUCCCCUCCUCGACGGCAAAUAAUCCCCCCUCGGCGACGCAGAAGCGAUCCGCAUCCACCUUUUUCCAGACCCCCGCCGCGAAGCGCCAUGCAAACCCAACCACGAGGCUCGUGACGGCCUCUGUGCCGGCCAAGACGAACGGCACGAAACGCACCUUCGACGAGGGCCCCGGGCAGAGCUCACCGGGAGAGCACAACCACCCAGACGGCGCCGUCUUUACAUCCGCGUCGACGGCGAUCGCAGGGCCGUCUGGUAAACGCGUCAAGCCAAACCGUGCGGCGCCGUUGGCGGAGCGGAUGCGGCCCCGGACUCUGGAUGAUGUUUACGGACAGGACUUGGUGGGCCCCAGCGGUGUGCUCAGAUCGCUGAUCGACUCGGACCGGGUUCCAUCUAUGAUACUAUGGGGCGGAUCGGGGACGGGCAAGACGACCAUCGCCCGCUGCAUAGCGCAGACGGUCGGUUCGCGGUUCGUCGAGCUCAAUGCGACGUCUACAGGAGUCAAUGAGUGCAAGAAGCUGUUCCAGGAAGCCGCGUCGGAGCUGGGGUUGACGGGCAGGCGGACCAUCAUCUUUUGCGACGAGAUACACCGCUUCAACAAGGCGCAGCAGGACGUCUUCCUGAAACCGGUCGAGGCCGGCACCAUCACGCUCAUCGGGGCCACGACCGAGAACCCGAGCUUCAGGGUGCAGUCGGCGCUGCUGUCGAGGUGCAGGACCUUUACGCUCUCCAAGCUGACCAGCGAGGACGUCCAGAGGAUAUUGGUGCGGGCGCUGGACGAGGAGCAGAAGAUCGCGGGGGAUGAUGUGCAGCCUGCCAGCCCGCUCAUAGACGCCGAGAUGAUAGCAUAUCUUGCGAAUUUUGCAGACGGCGAUGCAAGGACGGCUCUGAACCUCCUCGAGCUUGCGCUUUCCCUGACCAGGCCGAGGAUAGACGGCGAUGGUGACGUCGCGGCGGGACCCGUUGCGCUGACCAAGGAGGAUGUAAAGAGUGCACUGACGAAGACACUGGUUUACGACAGGGCUGGAGAUCAGCAUUACGAUAACAUAUCCGCCUUCCAUAAAUCGAUCCGCGGCUCCGACCCAGACGCAGCGCUUUACUACCUCGCCCGCAUGCUGCAGUCAGGCGAGGACCCGCUGUUCAUCGCGCGGCGGCUCGUGGUGGUGGCUUCUGAGGACGUAGGCUUGGCGGACAACACGCUCCUGCCCCUGGCCACGGCGGCCUACACGGCAGCGCAGCAGAUCGGGCUGCCCGAGGCGCGGAUUCCGCUCGCGCACGCGACGGUGGCGCUGUGCCUGGCGCCCAAGAGCACGAGGGCGUACCGCGGCCUCAACAACGCCUUUACCGCGUUGAGGGAGCCGGGAGUCGCGGCGCUUCCCGUCCCGAUACACCUGCGCAACGCGCCGACGAGGUUGAUGAGGGAGAUGGGCUACGGUGCAGAGUACAAGUAUAAUCCAAACUACAAGGAUGGCAAGGUCAAGCAGCAGUAUCUGCCCGACGACCUGGUCGGGAGGAGGUUCCUCGAGGAACGGGACCUCGGAACAGAGAUUGAUCCCGACCUGGGCGAGGAUGGAGGGUGAUUCGGCAAGUGUCCUCCUCGUACGAUGUCCUGUGGUUUUGUUUACUGGUACAAUGGCGGAACUGUUGUAUUUUAGGAUAUGCACAGCGCGGCUUGGCUAUGCGUCAACAUAGACCCGGGCCGAAGUCCGGUGUAUUUACAAGGGGCUCUCUCUUGUUGUAUACAUCUGUUUAAUAAGAACCCGGUAGAUUCAAAGGAUUAAAACCCGAUGAGCAGAAAUAUCUUGCCCGGUGGUAGGCAUGAAUAAGUCACAUGUUGCAAGUCGCGGCCAUCACGUGAUUGUUCAAAAAGCUCGGGAGUUCCCACCAAUAAUUUUGCUUCUCUUCCCCG